Messenger RNA from Scatophagus argus, 1948 nucleotides. RefSeq names its product wingless-type MMTV integration site family, member 16 (gene wnt16). Bases 549 to 1616 code for a protein of 355 amino acids. Gene Ontology annotation, molecular function: cytokine activity; frizzled binding. NCBI's taxonomy places the organism in Eukaryota, Metazoa, Chordata, Actinopteri, Scatophagidae. The record is from RefSeq and is a predicted model, not a curated record. The transcript is spliced from 4 exons. Gene Ontology annotation, biological process: multicellular organism development; cell fate commitment; neuron differentiation. Gene Ontology annotation, cellular component: extracellular region.
AACUGAUGAGAAAAUCAGUUUUCAAUCAGAAUUGGCUGAAGUCAGUUUCGCCUUAAAAUCUGACAGAAGUUGAGUUUGGCUUUGGAACUUCGAUAAAAAUCAAACUGGGUUGAAAGAAGUUGUAUUUAUUUGCCAAGCUGGUGAGAUGAUUUUAUAUAUUUUUCCUUUGCAUUUGAUUUGAUUGAUUAUGUGAAAAGUCUAAAUUUGCUUUAAAACUCAAACAGUUUAGAGUUGACUCUCAGUCAGACUGGCCGUCCAAUCAGCAUGCAGCUGUGACGUCAGCUGCUGAAAGUGAACCUCCGCUGUUCCAAUGAGAAUCCUCCAGGACUCAAGCCGGUCCACUCGGUCCUGCUGUCUCUCCAGCAGGGCACAGACUGGGCUGGAAGCUGAACAGGAGUCUUCAUCAGAUCGUCACGAGGCCGCCGCCGCUCGCUGGAGGACCGGAAUUCAUUAUUGCGCUCCUGGACGGGGUUUUAGUAUGAGACAGAGACUCCAGCUGAUGGACAGACUGAGAGCGCAGCCCGGCGGCGCAUACAGCUGAAGAGGUGAUGGAGAGACGGAACCGUGGAGUCCGACACAUGUGCACUCUGACCCUGCUGUUGGUCUGCGUGUGUCCGCUGUGCUGCAGAGCCAGCUGGAUGUGGCUUGGUGUGACCUCGGCGGGGGUCCCGGAGAAGCUGGGCUGUGCUAACCUCCCUCUGAACAACAGACAGCGGGAUCUGUGCCGGAAGAAGCUGUUCCUGCUGCCCAGCAUCCGGGAGGGAGCACGACUGGGCAUCUCAGAGUGUCAGAACCAGUUCAGACACGAGAGGUGGAACUGCUCCACCCGCGACGAGCCGCCCGUGUUCGGAUAUGAGUUCACGAGUGGAACCAAAGAAACUGCAUUCAUCUACGCUGUGAUGGCGGCGGGACUCGUCCACGCCGUCACACGCUCCUGCAGUCAGGGCAACAUGACGGAGUGCGGCUGCGACAGUCGCCUGCGGGGCAGCGGCUCGACGGAGGAGGGCUGGCACUGGGGCGGUUGCUCAGACCACAUCCAGUACGGGACCUGGUUCAGCCGCAAGUUCACUGACAACACUGUGAAAAACAUGUCGACAACCAGAGGAGGAUACACACUCAUCACCAUGAACCACCAUAACAGUGAGGUCGGUCGACAGGCAAUUCACAGGACAAUGUCCACACACUGUCGCUGUCACGGCGUCUCCGGCUCCUGUGCGGUGAAGACAUGUUGGAAGACGAUGGCAGCAUUCGAGCACGUCGGCACAUACCUGAAGGAGCGGUAUGAGCACAGCGUUCAGGUGUCUGACCGAUCGAGGAGGAAGACGAGGAGGAAGGAUCAGCAUCGCCUUCCCGUCGACAAACAGCAACUCAUCUUCUUCAACAAGUCUCCAAACUACUGCCUGGAGGACCGGCGGCGGGGCGUCGCCGGCACACGAGGACGCCGCUGCAAUCGGACGUCCACCGGCUCUGACGGCUGCAACCUGCUGUGCUGCGGCAGAGGAUACAACACACAUGUGGUGAGACACGUCCAACGCUGCGAGUGCAAGUUCGUCUGGUGCUGCUACGUCCGCUGCAGGCGCUGCGAGAGCAUGAACGACAUGCACACCUGCAAAUGACAACAACACACCUGUAUGAGGACACGGACGCACCUGUAAGCAGGAAGGGAGGAGGACUGUAGGUGGCUCCUGGUCAGCAGUGCAGACAGCAGACGACAGGCUGUGAUUGGUCGACAGCAGUCAGGUUUGGACAACAUGAUGUCCACAAAAGCAGACAUACAGGGACGGCUCUGCCGUCAAAUUUGUUCACGUUCAGGACCUGAAAACUGAAACUCUUGUCAUUCAGAGACUCAAAGUUAAGGCGCCUCCGGCAGUUUAUUCUGUCAGUUUUCUGAAAGUUGAUCAUUUCAUCAUCAGAUUCAGAGGAAUAAAAAAUGAGAAAUACAAAUCAA